Argentina anserina (silverweed cinquefoil) is the source of this 2156-nucleotide messenger RNA. Its product is annotated as probable WRKY transcription factor 3. The transcript is spliced from 4 exons. Bases 308 to 1843 code for a protein of 511 amino acids. Gene Ontology annotation, biological process: regulation of DNA-templated transcription. NCBI's taxonomy places the organism in Eukaryota, Viridiplantae, Streptophyta, Magnoliopsida, Rosales, Rosaceae. The record is from RefSeq and is a predicted model, not a curated record. Gene Ontology annotation, molecular function: sequence-specific DNA binding; DNA-binding transcription factor activity.
AUUUCGGGGAUGGAGAUGGAGGUUGUGGGAGGGCAGUUAGCCACCAACACCAACACGGCAGCUCACCACGUCGAUAUCAGAAGCUUCAGAAAGUUAACUAAAAUAGUUUAACACCAAAAAAAUAGGACAAAAAGAGAAAGAGCAGAUCAAAAAAUCGCAGAGCUUUUUCGUAUCUUAUUAUCUCUGCGGCGUGGACUUUCUGCUACGAGUUUCAGAUCCACCCAAGUUCAACAAAAAACAAAAAGAGAGAGACUUUGGUACUUUGGUUGUUGUUGCUGUUGUUGUUGGGUUUUGAUUCUGAUCAGAAAUGGCUGAGAACGAAGAAGAAGAAGAGCGGCAGCAGCAACCUCCACCACCGCCGGCCACGUCAGCUCGUCCCCCGCAGCCUUCGCGCCCCACGAUCACUCUCCCGCCGAGGACUUCUUUUGAGUCGUUGUUUAACAACUCCGGCGCCGGCGGGAAUACUGGGUUCAGUCCGGGGCCGAUGACUCUGGUUUCUAGCUUCUUCUCUGAUGGGGAAGACUGCAAGUCGUUUUCUCAGCUACUGGCCGGAGCCAUGCUGCCUCCGGCGGACAGGGCCGGGUUUCCGCAGCUUGAAGAUAGGAAUUCCGGGGAUGAUAACAACUCUGGUUUCCGGUUCAAGCAGAAUGAAGCUGCGGGGUUGUCGCUUGGACCGCUGUCGCCUAUGUUUCCAGCGGGCUUCCUCGACUCGCCGGGAGCGCUAUUCUCCCCGGGACAGGGAGCCUUUGGAAUGACGCAUCAACAGGCCUUAGCUCAAGUGACAGCUCAGGCUUCACAAUCCCAAUCCUACAGUUUUCAUAUCCCAAAUGAACACUCUACAUCUAUGACACAGCUUCCAAUUUUUAGUUCGAGUACAACACCUCCCCAGGAUAUGCCAUCUGGAAUACCUGAUUUUGGAGUCUCUGUGAAAGAAUCGUCUGAUAUCUCGCAUUCAGACCAGAGAUCCCAACCAUCUUCAUUGACUGUCGACAAGCCUAAUGACGAUGGUUAUAAUUGGCGAAAAUAUGGGCAGAAGCAGGUGAAGGGGAGUGAGUUUCCUAGAAGUUAUUACAAAUGCACGCAUCCUAGUUGUCCUGUCAAGAAAAAGGUUGAACGCUCAGUUGAUGGCCAGAUAACUGAAAUCAUUUACAAGGGGGAGCAUAAUCAUCAGCAUCCUGUGUCUAAGCGCCCAAAGGAUUCUGGAAAUCAAAAUGGAAAUGUUCAGGUGAAUCAUGACUUAGCUUCACAAGGUCAUGGUGGGAACUCGAACAAAUCAAAAGAAGGUACUUAUUCAAUGUCUAGGCAGGGUCAGGAAUCUAGCCAAGCAAUAUCUGGGACAAGUGACAGUGAGGAAGUUGGAGAUGCUGAAACAAAAGUAGAAGAAAAAGAUGAAGAUGAACCUGAGGCCAAGAGACGAAAUAUGGAGGUCAGGCACUCGGAACCAGCUUCUUCCCAUCGGACCGUGACAGAGCCUAGAAUCAUAGUGCAGACAACCAGUGAAGUUGAUCUGUUAGAUGAUGGCUACAGAUGGCGAAAGUAUGGGCAGAAAGUUGUCAAAGGCAAUCCUUAUCCAAGGAGUUAUUAUAAAUGCACAUUCGAAGGAUGUAAUGUACGUAAGCAUGUAGAGAGAGCAGCAACAGAUCCUAAAGCCGUCAUAACAACAUAUGAAGGUAAACAUAAUCAUGAUGUGCCUGCUUCUAAAUCUGGCAGCCGCUAUGCAGCCAACAACAAGGCAUCAAUUCCAGGAACUGAAAAGCAUGCAUCAGUUAGCAAGAUGGAAACUCGAAACAAUGACAAACAGCCAGUAGCGCGUUUACGUUUAAAAGAAGAAAAAAUAACAUAAUAUUCUGUGUGUUUCAGUCUACAAAAUUUGAUAUGUGCACGAUCAAGCAAAAUAUUUUAAUGUGAUUUUCGUCUGAAUCUGUUUUGCACUUGUGGCCGUAGUUUUGAUCGAGGCCAAGUACCCUGGUGCUGAUGUAUAAAGAGAAGGGGUAAUGCAAAAAAGUCUGGGGGUUCAAAUUUUUUUUGCUGUAUGUAAACUAGGUUACAAGCAUAUGGUCUUGAGAUUCAUAACUUGUGUGCAUUCUUUUGUAUAUGGAGAUGCAGUAAUAUGGUUAUUAUUGUAUUUAUGUUUGAAUAUCAGGAAAAUGUUUAGG